ACGACGUGACCUUACAUGGCGAUUGGAGGUCGAGGCCACUGAACUAGAUCUCGAAGAGAGAAAACAUCACAAAUCAAGACAUAAUCUGUGAAAGUACUCUUAUUUGGACUACUCUAGAGACUUUAUACUUUUCUUGAGUUGCUGAUUCGUGAGUUCGGGCAGUGUUUGUAUGGCACCAUGAGUGAGCUGAAAUCAUUUCUCUACAGCUUCCUAGGGAAGAAGAAGUUAACUCCCGAUUAUGACAUUCGCAACUCUGGUCCAAAACAUCGCCAGAGAUUUCUCUGUGAGGUUCGUGUUCCGACGUAUUCUUACGUUGGCAUCGGCAACUCUACCAGCAAGAAAGACUCUCAGGCAAAUGCCGCAAAGGACUUUCUCAAUUUCCUGGUCCGGAGUGGGGAGCUGAAUAGCAAAGAUGUCCCACUCUUGGAUGCUCCUGUUGCAUCCAUGUCUAACGAAGGACCUUCAUCAUUGCCACCUGGGAUGUCAGCCCCUCAUCAGGCUUUUGGAAUGGGUGGAGGCCCAGGAGACAUGGGAGGAGGAGGAGGUGGGGAACAUGGAGGGAGAGAUAGUCACGAUGGGAGUAUGCCUUCAUAUCAGAGGAGUUUCUUCGAGAGGCAAGGUGACAAACGAAAACUAGAAGAGGCUGAGGGAGCAGACAUGAAUGCAGGUAUCCAUGGCAACUGGACAAUUAGCAACGCUAAGUCCCGCCUCCAUCAGUUCCUUCAGACCAAUCGCAUACAAGCUGAUUAUAAGUAUACACCUGUAGGUCAGGAUCACAACAGGUCCUUUUAUGCUGAAAUGUCCAUCUAUCUUGCAUCAAAGCGACGCACAAUCCAUGCCCGAGAGCAAGGUUCUAAUAAGAAGACGGCAUCGGUGUCCUGCGCUCUCUCAUUGACUCGACAGCUCUACCAUCUAAAGGAGAUUGAAGCAUUCACUGGAGAACGUAAAGCAAAGAAAGCUGACUCGCUGGAACCUUAUGAUGUGUUGCUGAACAAAGAUGUUGAAGAAAGGCUGACCAAUGUCCUGUUUGAACUGAAUCUUAGCACAGUCCCACCCUCACCCAAUCCUGAAGAGGUCGUGUCGAUCAGCGGGGAUACUGCCAACCAAGUUUUUGACAAUCCUGAAGGACCAAGAGGUUGUUCUGGAGUCUCCUGGUCUCCUCCCAUGAACAACUGGAACCCAUGGCUUAACUGCAAUAUCGAUGAAGGGCCCAUUGCUCAUAUGUCUCUUGAGCAGAUAGGUGCAGAGCUUGAACGAGAACAUCAAGGCCAGCAACAGAAUCCUGAAUUUAGAAAGAUCCAAGAUGACCGGCAGUCUCUACCCAUCUUCCAAUCGGAGAGGGAGAUCUUGAAUGCCAUAGACCACAACUCUGUAGUGGUCAUCCGAGGGAAUACAGGAUGCGGUAAGACCACUCAGGUGCCACAGUUCAUCCUUGACAGCUACAUCCGCUCAGGAAGAGGAGCAGAGUGCAAUAUAGCUAUCACUCAGCCUCGCCGUAUCAGCGCCAUCUCCAUCGCUGAGCGUGUUGCAUAUGAACGUAACGAGCCUCUGGGUGUCAGUGCUGGAUACUCUGUUCGUUUCGACACUGUGAGGCCCCGCCCCCUUGGAGCCAUGCUCUUCAUGACUGUAGGCACAUUAUUGAGGAAGCUGGAAGCAGGUCUACGUGGUAUUUCUCAUGUUGUUGUUGAUGAAAUUCACGAGAGAGAUCUCAAUACGGAUUUCCUGUUGGUGGUACUGAGAGACAUGUUGAAAGCCAACCCUGGGAUGAGGAUCAUUCUCAUGUCUGCUACCAUCGACACCACCAUGUUCAGUCAUUACUUCAUGGACUGCCCCGUCAUAGAGGUCUUUGGGAGAGCUCACCCUGUUCAAGAGUACUACCUAGAGGAUGUUGUUCAGAUGCUAGGCUUUGUUCCCAGGCUUGAUAACAGAAGAAAGAGGAGGGACGAGGAGGAUGAUGAUGGAGAAGGGGAGGAGAAUAUGAACAAGACUAUUAGCAACGAGUAUUCAGAGCAGACUAGACGAGCCCUCAUGCAGAUGAGUGAGAAAGAGAUGAACUUUGACCUCAUUGAGAACCUUCUAACCUACAUUGGUACGUUGGGUGUUCCUGGAGCUAUUCUCUUCUUUCUGCCUGGCUGGAACUGGAUCUUUGCCCUCAUGAGACAUCUCCAAGAACAUCCUAAAUUUGGUGGGCGUGAUUUCUGCAUCCUUCCACUCCACUCUCAGAUUCCAAAGGAAGAACAGCAUCGAGUCUUUGAUACCAUGCCAGAGGGAGUAACCAAGAUCAUCCUAUCAACCAACAUUGCCGAGACCAGUAUCACCAUCAAUGAUGUCGUCUAUGUGGUGGAUAUCUGCAAAGCCAAGAUGAAGCUGUUCACAUCCCAUAACAACAUGACUAACUAUGCCAUUGUCUGGGCAUCCAAGACCAACCUUGAACAGCGAAGAGGUCGAGCUGGAAGAGUUCGGCCAGGCUUCUGCUUCCAUCUCGUCAGUCGUCCAAGGUUUGAAAAGUUGGAGCAGCACACCGUUCCAGAGAUCUUCCGGACACCCCUUCAUGAACUGGCCCUCACCAUCAAACUCCUCCGACUGGGUACCAUUGCAGAGUUCUUGGGCAAAGCCAUUGAACCACCCCCGCUUGACUCGGUGGUAGAAGCGGUAGCAGCUCUGAAGGAGAUGCAUGCAUUAGACCAUCAGGAAGAGCUCACUCCAGUAGGGCGUAUCUUGGCUAAGAUGCCCAUCGAACCACGUCUUGGAAAAAUGAUAAUCCUUGGCUGUGUUCUUUUUGUUGGUGAUGCGAUGACGAUCAUUGCCAGUAGCAUGUGCUUCCCGGAGAUCUUCAUCACGUUCGCAGGCAAGGUCAGUAACGUCCAUCGUAACUACUGCCGUAUGAGACACAGUGAUCACAUAGCAACGCUUGCUGCAUUCCAGGAGUGGGAGGAACAGUUGCAAUCUGGAGAGGAUACUGCCAUGAACUACUGUGAUCAUAAAGGAUUGCAGAUGAUGACUCUGAGGAUGAUCUAUGAAGCAAGGAAUCAGCUUAAAGACAUCCUGGUGAUGGAAGGAUUCCCAGAAGAAUGCCUCGCCCCUCAGAUCUUCAAUUUCCAAGCCCCUGACCCAAAGCUGGACAUUGUAGUGUCUUUGCUAACCAUGGGACUCUGGCCAAACGUCUGCUUUCACAAGGAGAAGAGGAAGCUUCUGACCACAGAGAACAAGGCUGCUCUCAUCCACAAGUCAUCGGUCAACUACUCCAAGUUUGAACAGAACUUCCCUUCUCCGUUCUUUGUCUUUGGUGAAAAGAUCCGAACCCGAGCUGUAUCAGCUAAGGGUAUGACGAUGGUAACUCCUCUCCAUCUCCUUCUGUUUGGAGCACGCAAGGUGGAAUCUUGUGAUGGUAUCAUCAAGCUGGAUGACUGGGUCCAACUGAGGAUGUACCACGAAGCAGCAGCUAAGGUAGUAGCCCUUCAUCCUGCCAUCGAGUCUCUUAUCUUCAACAUGACCUCCAACCCAGACUCGGUGACCACACCGUCUCCUCAGGAUGAGAUGCUAAUCAACAUCAUCAGAGCGCUCUCAAAACCCAACGCCGGUGUCUUCGGAAGCUUCGACUCUGGGGACAACAUGGGACCUAGUGGUGCCAAGAGAGGACGAUUCUCCUUUUCCUCGCCUGCUGGAGGACAGGGAGGUUUCAGAGGUGGCCGUGGAGGCGGUGGCUUCGGUGGUGGUGGUCGAGGUGGCUUUGGCGGUGGUGGUCGCGGAGGAUUCGGCGGCGGUGGCGGCGGCUUCAGAGGAGGAAGAGGGUUUGGAGGAGGAGGACGAGGAUUCGGUGGUGGCGGUGGUAGACGAAGUUGGAACCGAGAGGGAGGAGGAGGUGGCUUCCGGGGAGGACGUGGAUAUGGAGGAGGCGGCAGCGGUGGCUUUGGAGGGGGAAGGGGAGGUGGAUUCGGCGGCGGUGGGGGCUUUGGAGGCAGAGACAGAGGUAGUGACUUCGGUGGUGAUGGUGGGAAUGAUUUUGGCCGAGGAGGUGGCUCUGCUGGCAGUGGAGGCGGGUUCGGAGGUGGCGGCCGAGGAGGCUUUGGGCGCGGUGGAGGAGGAGGAGGAUUUGGUGGAAGGGGAGGUGGGUUUGGAGGGGGUAAUGAUGGAAAUGGUGGAGGAGGAUUUGGUGGAAGAGGAGGUGGGUCUGGAGGAAGUAAUGGUGGAGGAGGAUUCGGUGGAAGGGGAGGUGGGUUUGGAGGGGGUAAUGAUGGAAAUGGUGGGGGAGGAUCAGGCUCUGGUGAUGGCGGAAGUUUUGGGGCUGAAGGAGGCUGGGGUAGUGCCUCCUAAAUGACACAGAUUCCAUCUACAGACGAUGAUGAUGAUGAUGAUGAUGAUGUCAUUUGUUGUAAUGUAAACAGGGAUUGUAGAUGACUUUAUACGUACUGGUAGUCAUGUUUAUUGAGGUUUCUUUCAUUGUGAUCUGGUGAUGGGAUAUGCCAUAUCCUGUUCAAGGCUUCUUGGGAAUGUGGAUUAUUGUGCAGGUAUUUCUAGCUUGCACGCGGUAAAAAGAGGUCACGCAAUCAAGCUCUAAUGCUCGUGUUCCAAUUGAACAUGAGAUUUUGUGUACUGUGUACACGCCAGAAAUGCCUUCACAGUUAAAGUCUGCAACCAUGACUGUACUAUCUGUGGCUCACCUCUAUGAAUUUAGGCUGUGUAUGUAAUUUGUGUAUUGAAUGAACUUCAAGUGUAACAAUGUGUUAUAUGGUACUUAUUACAUUCUAGAAAGAUAAGGUUACUGAUUCCAACAGAAUUGGCCAUCAGUGUGGAAUAUUAACCAUGUUCUCCCCGGGAGUUGGCAUUUUUAUUACUGAAUAGAUUAUCAGUCAAUACAAUAAAUUGCACAUUUUAUAGGCUUAUUUUUGCCCCAGAGGCAUUCUAAGAUAUGAUUUGCUGUUUAUCAGAAAUUAAUUUCAAUUAAAUUUAUGGGGAUUUAUAUAUGCUUCAGAUUAUUUCCUAUUUGAGUAUCAUGUCCAAAUAUCAUAUAAGAAUGAUAAAAAAGUCAUAUCAUGUAUUUUUGUAACCUUGAACCAUUCUGCUUUUUUAAAGAAAUUAGAUUUAACAUUUUAAAGGGAUGGUCCGGGCUGGAAGUAUUUAUAGCUAAAUAAAUAGAGUAGAAUUCACUGAGCAAAAUGCCAAAAAUUUCAUCAAAAUCGGAUAACAAAUAACAAAGUUAUUGAAUUUUAAAGUUAAGCAAUAUUUUGUGAAAACAGUCAUCAUGAAUAUUCAUUAGGUGGGCUGAUGAUUUCACAUCCCCACUUGUUCUUUUGUAUUUUAUUAUAUGAAAUUAGGUUUAUUCCAAUUUUUUCCUCCAAGAACUAGAAAAAUUGGAUGGACAACUGAUUUAGUGCAUUAGAUAUUUAUUGCUGCAACUUAUUUCAUUAUAAGGCAGACAUAUUAUUCACACAAGUAUGAAAUAAUGAAAAAAUUAUGAUUUUAUAUAAUAAGAUAAGAAAACGGAAAAUGGGGAUGUGACAUCAUCAGCCCACCUAAUAAAUAUUUAUUACGACUGUUUUCACAAAAUAUUGCUAAACUUUAAACUUCAAUAACUUUUUUAUUUGUUAUCCGAUUUUGAUGAAAUUAUCGGCAUUUUGCUCAGUGAAUUCUACUCUUAUGUGUUAAGAUAUAAAUAUUUCCAACCCGGACCAUCCCUUUAAGAUUCAUUUUUAAUUGCCAAAUCAUUUUCUCUGUUGCGUAUAAAAUUGGUUGAAUGUACAUGUAUGUAAAAAUCUAUCACAUAUGACAGGAAUAUCAUACCAUUUUUUUAAUAGUAUAUGUGGCAUAACUUACAGGGAAGAUUUAUCCAGUGAUUAGUUGGUUUUUAUUUUUUAUUUUUAUGAGAUAUUCCAUCAAGGCUUCGUUUUUAUGUAAAAACCCAUUAAAAAAUGAGAGUGUGAUUUUUUUGUUGUCAAUGUCUUAAUUUUUGAUAUGAUAUGUGGGUAGCUGCUCCAUAUAUGGUGUAAUAUGAAUUCCAUGAAUUUCCAUUUUUCAUGUUUAAGUCUUGUGUAAUUUCAGUAAACACCUCCACCUACCAAGAAUAUUCCUUGUUGCAUAUAAAUUUGUGAAGUAUUGUUCCAUCACAUCCAACAAUGUUUCAUCAGUUUGACAGUUGUUACUUAAAAACUAUAUUCAUGAAUAUGUCUUAUGAAUCUUGUCCUCUUCUUGUCUGUAUAGAAUGUAUUAUUAAGGCAAUGUGGCAUCCUUAUAGAAAGUUCACUUUAAAAAAAAAACCUGACAUUUUUUUCUUGGUAGUGGCUUCUAAUUGAAACCUAUUCUACAUGAAACUGCCAACAAAUACCAGUUGUAUUUUGAAAUUCACCUGUGAAUUGUCCGUGUACACCUGUUAAUCUUUAUCCAAAGACCAUUUCCAUGUGGCUUGGUAAUCUCGUUUUAUACAGGAUGCAUAUUCAAGUACAGUGUGGAAAUCUGGGGGGGGGGGUUCACAAAGAUUUAAGUAUGACUUCAGUCGCACUUAAAUGCCAAUGCGCAUCUGAAAUGCAACGCACAAUCUAAUUGAUCAAUACGCAGUAGUGCGCGUCCUCUUUGCAUGAUCUGACCAUUGCGGUAAUGCUUUUUAUACCGCACACAACUAGACGUUUAAGUGCCACUCUAAUUCAUACUUAAAUCGUUGUGGAACACCCCCCUGGUGUUGAACACUGGUGUUGGGUUUCAAAACAUGGAACAUAAGGGGUCUUUGUUAAUGCUCAAUUUUCACAUCAGUGGCAGUUGGUGCAUGAUCCAGCCACCUAAUGAGUUACAGAAACUCUGACUUGAGAUGGUGGUAGUGUGGAUUUGGGAUAAUUGCUUGCGCAGUAUGGCGUUGAAAUAAUGACCUUCCUCUGUAUAGUGUUGUCUUAGUGUUCCAGUCAAAUGUCUGCUUUGCAUUCAUGUUCAUGGAAUUUGCUUCAAACAUGAUGAUUAUUAUGUGAAUUAAAGAAUGAGGGUAGAAAACAAA
Messenger RNA from Lytechinus pictus (painted urchin), 6979 nucleotides. Its product is annotated as ATP-dependent RNA helicase A-like. Gene Ontology annotation, molecular function: 3'-5' DNA helicase activity; double-stranded RNA binding; RNA helicase activity. Lineage: Eukaryota; Metazoa; Echinodermata; Echinoidea; Temnopleuroida; Toxopneustidae. The record is from RefSeq and is a predicted model, not a curated record. The transcript has 31 exons. Gene Ontology annotation, cellular component: cytoplasm; nucleolus; intracellular anatomical structure. Bases 178 to 4314 code for a protein of 1378 amino acids. Gene Ontology annotation, biological process: regulation of mRNA processing; positive regulation of transcription by RNA polymerase II.